CAAUGUGAGUGAGACAACAACUUAACACAUUACAUAAAACCUUAAACGUGGCUGCGAGAUUCAUCAUAGGAGAAGCACUCACUUCUCUUCUCUCUGUUGGAAUUGCUUUCACGGAUUCCCAAGGCAUAAUAGAACUUCAAAUAUCUGGUUGUAAUAUCAGAAAUCCUUUCUUUGCUGUUUCUCUGGAGCUUUAACAACACAACAAUGGGAGCUGGAGGGCGUGUCACUAAGAUUGAAGCUCAAAAGAAGCCUCUUUCAAGGGUUCCACAUUCAAACCCUCCAUUCAGUGUUGGCCAACUCAAGAAAGCAAUUCCACCACAUUGCUUUGAACGUUCUCUUUUCAUAUCAUUCUCCUAUGUUGUCUAUGAUCUCUUAGUGGCCUACUUACUCUUCUACAUUGCCACCACUUAUUUCCACAAGCUUCCAUACCCAUUUUCCUUCCUUGCUUGGCCAAUCUAUUGGGCCAUCCAAGGCUGCAUUCUCACCGGUGUUUGGGUGAUUGCUCAUGAGUGUGGCCACCAUGCCUUCAGCAAGUACCAACUUGUUGAUGACAUGGUUGGUUUGACCCUUCACUCAUGUCUAUUAGUUCCUUAUUUCUCAUGGAAAAUCAGCCACCGCCGCCACCACUCCAACACCGGUUCCCUCGACCGCGACGAAGUGUUUGUCCCGAAACCAAAAUCAAAGGUAUCAUGGUAUAACAAGUACAUGAACAAUCCACCAGGGAGGGCUAUUUCCCUUUUCAUCACACUCACACUAGGAUGGCCCUUGUACUUGGCCUUCAAUGUUUCUGGCAGACCCUAUGAUAGAUUUGCAAGCCACUAUGACCCUUAUGCUCCCAUAUACUCUAACAGGGAAAGGCUUCUAAUUUAUGUCUCAGAUUCAUCUGUCUUUGCUGUAACAUAUCUGCUAUAUCACAUAGCAACUCUGAAAGGUUUGGGUUGGGUGGUAUGUGUUUAUGGGGUGCCAUUGCUCAUUGUGAAUGGGUUUCUAGUUACCAUAACCUAUUUGCAGCACACACAUGCAUCAUUGCCUCACUAUGAUUCAUCCGAAUGGGACUGGUUAAGAGGAGCAUUGGCAACAGUGGACAGAGAUUAUGGGAUACUGAAUAAGGCAUUUCAUCAUAUAACUGAUACGCAUGUGGCUCAUCAUUUGUUCUCAACAAUGCCACAUUACCAUGCAAUGGAAGCAACCAAUGCAAUAAAGCCAAUAUUGGGUGAUUACUACCAAUUUGAUGGCACCCCAUUUUACAAAGCAUUGUGGAGAGAAGCCAAAGAGUGCCUCUAUGUGGAGCCAGAUGAUGGAGCUUCUAAGAAGGGUGUUUAUUGGUACAAGAACAAGUUCUGAUGCAUAGUCAGAGUUGGAAACGUUCGUGUUAAAUUAGAAACUUAAGUACUUUAGUAACUUGUAAUGGUCAUCAACAAUAAUAAACAAUGUGUGUGUGGAUUUGCCAUGUAAUGUACUACUACUAC
This is a messenger RNA of Arachis stenosperma, 1469 nucleotides long. RefSeq names its product omega-6 fatty acid desaturase, endoplasmic reticulum isozyme 1. Gene Ontology annotation, molecular function: oxidoreductase activity. Bases 205 to 1344 code for a protein of 379 amino acids. Gene Ontology annotation, biological process: lipid metabolic process. The record is from RefSeq and is a predicted model, not a curated record. The transcript has 3 exons. Lineage: Eukaryota; Viridiplantae; Streptophyta; Magnoliopsida; Fabales; Fabaceae.